AUCCUCAAAUAAUCUUUAAAAUAUGUCCAACUCUUCUAUGCAGUCUAAAGAUCAUUCGUUAGACACAGAUAAUGAUCCAGUUCAUCAAAUUCAAACCGCUGGUGCCGGUAAUGAAUUUGUUAUUAUUGGAAACAAGAAAUACUAUAGACACGAAUUGAUGGAAGCUUUCGGUGGUUCUUUAAACCCAGGUUUAGCACCUCCACCAGUACAUAAAUUUGCCAAUCCUGCCCCAUUAGGGUUGUGUGCUUUCGGUUUAACUACUUUUGUCUUGAGUAUGGUGAACGCACAAGCCAUGGGUAUUAAAAUCCCUCAUGCCGUGUUGGGGUUGGCUGCCUUCUAUGGUGGUGCCGUCCAAUUCCUUGCUGGUAUCUGGGAAAUGGUUGUUGGUAACACUUUUGGUGCUACUGCUUUGACUUCAUAUGGUGCUUUUUGGUUGUCCUAUGCUGCUAUUUUAAUUCCUUCCUUCGGUGUUGGUGCUGCUUAUGAAGAAGAACCUGAAAUGAAGGCUGAUGCAGUUUCAUUCUUCUUACUUGGUUGGACCAUCUUUACAUUCAUGAUGACUUUGUUGACUCUUAAGUCCACUGUGUUCUUCUGUGCCUUGUUCUCGUGUUUGUUUAUAACUUUCCUUUUGUUAUGUAUUGGUGACUUCACAAGAACUGUUGGUAUAACUAGAGCUGGUGGUUGUGUUGGUGUUGUUACAGCAAUUUUAGGUUUCUAUAACGCUUUUGCUGGUACUGCAACUCCACAAAACUCUUACUUUGGUGCUAAAGUUAUCCACUUGACAAAGAACUAAUGAUUAAUCUAUUUUUUAUUCAUUUCACAAUAACUUUUUUUUAGAUAUUUGGGGACCGGUAUUUAUUAUUACUACUUCUACUUUGUUUUCUUCUUUUAUUAUUAUUUUAUUACUACUACUAUUACUACUACAACAACUACUAUUUAAUACACAGAUUUAACACGUCU
Molecule: messenger RNA, 960 nt
Organism: Spathaspora passalidarum NRRL Y-27907
Lineage: Eukaryota; Fungi; Ascomycota; Pichiomycetes; Serinales; Debaryomycetaceae
Gene: ATO7
Product: Ato7p
Exons: 1
Coding region: 23-793 (256 amino acids)
Cellular component (GO): plasma membrane
Molecular function (GO): acetate transmembrane transporter activity
Source: RefSeq, a predicted model, not a curated record